GUUCUUUUUUGCAGUUUGAUUCUGGAAUGUCGUGAAUAAUUUUGCUUGUAUAGUCAACUUGUAUUUUCUUUCAUCAUGGUUGUCAUUUUACAUGUUUUUGUUGAGUUUUUACAUCUGGAACAAUGUGAAUUGUUGUUAUUGAGGCUGGAGGCUCUUGUGACUGUUUAACCAGAGAGAUUGGAUAUUUUAACGGUUGUGUUAUAGCAACAACUCAAAUAAGAGUUCUUUAUUAAGUUUUUUGGUGAUCUAAGAAAGAUUAAGUGUUUCUUUUGAUGAGGUAACAUUAUAUUGAUGCUUUCGGAGAAUAAAACCUAUACAAGUAGUACAAAAAUAGAGAACAUACACAAAUAUAUGGUUCUCUACAAAUGAUAUUUAGUCGUCUAUACCAAUUGGGAUCUCUCCUCUUUCUUUCCAUUCAAAGGACCAAAUAAGUGCUAGGUCGUCUUCUAAAUUCCCAAAUAUGUGUCACCCCUCAUUGUCUCGAAAAGGUGAUAAAGUAUGAAAAAGUUUCUUCAGAAUGAAGAUGCCAUUAUUCUGUGUGUUGGUUAGUUUUGUUAGCUUCGGUUAUUGUGUCGUCUUUAUUGAGAGCCUCAUUUGACGGGUCGACAGCCAAUUGUAAGGCUAGACCAGAUCCAUAUCUUGUUUAGCAUGAAGAAUCAAGUGGAAGCACUAGUAUGUUUGAUUUUCUAGAUCGAUUAUCAAGAUCUCACCCCCUCGACCAACUUGUUCUUUCUGAAGUUAAGCACUAUCCCAUCUGGACUGAGAUCCAUAUAAUGAAUCAUUUCAGUUAAAUGACUUGCUAGCGACAACAUAUCCCCAACACAAUCUACAUUAUAAAAAACAGUUAGAAAUUUCAAAUGUCUGGCCAAAACUUAAUGGUAAAUUAUGAAGUGUCCGACAUAAAGAAAUAGAACACUAGCGCAAUGACUUGCUAGCUACAAUAUAUUCCCAACACAAUCUACAAUAUAAAGGAUAGUUGUUUACAUACUUCCAAAAGAUUUAGACAAAACUUAGUGGUAAAUUAUGUAAUAUCCCUGGUAAAAAAAGUUGAUCAUGUAGUGCCAACAGAAAUUUGUAAAAGAAAUAGAAGACUCCUUAACGAUCCAAAAGGCUUAUCUUACAUUGUAGAAAUGUUUGAGAAAGAGAAACUCUGCUAUAUACCAUUAAGCUAGCUUUGGGUGCCUUUCUAGCACGUCCCUCCUAUCAAAAGUGAUGGAAAAAUAGAUGAAGUAAUGAAAGUAAAGUAUGUCUAUAAGAAAGGACUACGAAGCAUCCUGCACUCACACGUGGUUCAGAGAAGAAGUGCAUCCCAAGGGGGUGUGAUUUAGGCAGCCUACUUGGAGAAGCAUCAUGGUAGGCUAAUGAUUUUCUGUCGAUCUAAUACAAUUAUACAAAAAUAUAAAAGAGUUCAUGAAGAUUAACCCUAGUAUCGGAGAGGAGCCUAUUGACAUAGAGGAUUUGGUCAACAUCGGAAGAAGCAGUGGACCGUGUCCAUAUUAUGUAUCACGAGAACUUCACAAGACUGUGGACAUAUUAUUUGCGCCUUACAAUUAUCUUAUUGAUCGCGGAUACAGAAAAUCUUUGAAUAUUCAGUGGACAAACAGUAUACUUAUAUUUGAUGAAGCUCAUAACUUGGAAAGCUUGUGUGCUGAUGCAGCCUCAUUUGACCUUUCUUCUGGCCUUCUGACAGCUUGCAUCUCUGAAGCUAAAAAUUGUAUAGACCUUUCGAUAGAAAGGAGGGAGAUGUCAAGUGACAAAUCAUGUAAUCCCGAUAACUUUGCCAUUCUCAGAGCACUUCUGUUGAAGCUUGAGAAAAAAAUUGGUGAAGUACCUAUUGAUUCAAAGGAGUUGGGUUUCACGAAGCCUGGACCAUACAUUUAUGAGUUUCUUGCUGAUCUAAAUAUCACACAGAAAACGGCCAACAUGCUCAUUGAUAUAAUUGAGGAAGCUAGUGUACUUCUUGAAGAAGAUACAAACACUGCUGAAGAUAAAAAAACAAACAAGUCAAAAAGCACAGUCUGCAGAUUGGAAAGCAUGGGUGACAUUCUACAGCAGAUUUUCAGAGAUGAUGGGAACGCUCAUGCUCAAUACUAUCGUGUUCAUGUUCAGGAAGUUCAAGGAAAUGGCAUGGAUUCUUUUAAAGGCAAGGGAUCUAGGACACUGAGCUGGUGGUGUUUCAAUCCAGGUAUUGCAAUGGAGCAGUUCUCCAGAUUAGGUGUUGGAUCUAUCAUUUUGACUUCUGGCACAUUAUCUCCAAUGGAUUCCUUUGCUGAGGAAUUGAAGUUAGAUUUUCCAGUCCGUUUAGAGAACCCUCAUGUUAUAUCAGACAAUCAGAUAUGGGCUGGUGCUGUACCCGUGGGCCCUUCUGGUUAUACAUUCAACUCAUCAUAUAGGACGCGUGAUUCUAUUGAAUACAAGCAAGAGCUUGGGAAUGCCAUUGUCAAUUUUGCUCGCGUUGUACCAGAUGGCCUUCUUGUAUUCUUUCCUUCAUAUUACAUUUUGGAGCAAUGCAUUGGCUGCUGGAAAACUUUGGGACAAUCAAUCUCAAUGGGUUCAAGUACAAUAUGGGAAAGGAUAUGCAAACACAAGCUGCCUGUGGUUGAACCGAGACAAUCUUCCCUUUUCCCAACGGCAAUUGAAGACUAUAUGGCCAAGUUAAAGGACAAAUCAGCAUCUGGGGCUGUAUUUUUUGCCGUCUGUCGCGGAAAAGUGAGUGAGGGGCUGGAUUUUACUGACCAUGCUGGUAGAGCUGUUGUGAUCACUGGCAUCCCCUUUGCCACAAGGACUGAUCCUAAGGUUCGGUUGAAACGCGAAUUCCUGGAUCAACAGAUGGCCUUGCAACCAACUGGAUCUAAGCAGGUCUUAACAGGAGAAGAUUGGUAUACUCAACAAGCAACCAGGGCAGUUAAUCAGGCUGUGGGCCGUGUCAUUCGUCAUAAAGAUGAUUUUGGAGCAAUUAUAUUUUGUGAUGAAAGAUUCACAUACUCCAAUCGUCAGUCACAGAUAUCAUGUUGGAUACAACCCCAUAUCAAGUGUCAUUCCAAAUUUGGGGAAGUAGUCUUCUCAUUGACACGCUUUUUUCGUGAUGGAAGAAUCCAUGGCCCUACAAAGCCAGAAAUGAUGCUACUAGAUGACAAGGAAACAGUAAAGAGCCUAGGGAGCUCUCAGUCUCAACUUCACUUUGAAAAGCUUCUCACCUCUCUGGUCUCAUCAGUGGAUAUUCCUUGCUCAACUAAUCAAUCGUCUUCCUCAGUUAAGCAAGGCAACGGCCCUGGUGGGCUGGAAGACAUACUUCCUGCUAAUAAAUCAUCUCUAAGAUCUGAUAAGAUAGCUAAGCUUCUGGCCGUAAAACAUGCAAGUAAUUUAUUGGUCCCUGGGCGAAAAGACAUGCCAAUUAGCAAUCAGAAAAUAAUUGACUUGACCAAACAUGAAUUGGCUGAUGAACCACCAAAAGAUGUUGUUGCACCUUGUUCUAUGAAGAGGCCUCGGUUAGCAUUGACAGGAUCUGAUUGUCAAAGCGAUCAUUUUCGAAAGCCUCAUGAUAGUCCUGACUGUUCCUCAGUUGCCCAUCACCUGCUGUCUGAAAGUGACUUUAGAUAUUUAUUGAAUAAUAAGAAGUCACAGUAUUCUGAUAACCAAAGUACACGAAACAGUAAUUUAGAUAGAGCAAACCUUCUUGCAGAUGAGAGGACAUCACGAAAAAUCGCAGGAUUAGUUGACCUGCAAAAUGAAGACGGAAUUCUUAGCUCUGCACCUUGCAAUAAUGAGGAGAAAGGAUCAGCUUUUCUUGUUCAGGUCAGGGAAAAGCUUACUGAUACAGAAUACCAUGAAUUCGUUGGGUAUAUGAAGUCACUCAAGUCUAAAGCAAUGAAGAUAGGCCAAGUUCUUCAAUCUAUCACAAGAUUAUUUUCUCUUCCUGAUAGACUACCUCUCCUUCACAGAUUUAAGGAUUAUGUUCCCGCGAAGUACCAUUCCUUGUAUGAUCAGUAUUUAAAAAGAAAUCAGGAAGUAGCUCACUUGUGAUGUGCAAAAUCAUCUUUAUAAAGUUAAUGAGUUUUCCGAUCUAAUGAGGAAAACUCUCAUACUCCCCACUCCUAGGCAGGCACACAGCAUAAAGUUAGCCAGUGAGUAGUGCGUCCUUGUGAUGGAUAAGGCAAGGAACAAGAGUAGAAGAGGACAGAAGCAGAGUAUACAUAUCUUACUAAAUUCGAUAUUCUUGUAAUAUCGCACUUAAAGGGAAAACGCCAAGUGAUUUUUCUCAUACAUUUAACCAUUGGUGGUGUGCUGGUGAAGGUGGUAAGUGCCCAAUGAAAUAGUCAGGAUGCAUGGAAGUUCGACUGAGCACCAUUGUUGUAAAAAGAGGUGUAUAGAAGUUCAAUGUUGAAUGCUCUGUAGUUGGGAAUUCCAAUCACAAACUGGAAUACCCUCUACAGGCACUUGAUUUUUGAACUAUUUAAUCCUUAAGAGUGGAUCAAACUGUGCAUAGCGUGACUGUUACUCCAGUUGUUUGGGUGGAUACCUUUCUUAUGCAUCCAUUUGAAAUACCAUUGGAACAACAUAAUAUUUUAUGUUCUUUACCAUUUGAGGUUUAUAAAGAGAUUUCGAAAAUAUAAAGAACUGUUGUACUUUUCCUGUUAAUUUUUAUUUUCUGUAUAAUAUUAGUGUGAGAGGUAAAUGGAGUAACACAGCUGCUGAGUAUUCAUAUAGUUGAUCUCAACUAGUUGGAGAUUUAAAAUGAGGUGUUGUAGUUGUUAUUUUGUGUUAACAAUUUGUGGUUUGUUGCUGUUCAAGCCAAAGAAAUUUCGUUUCAAUGCUUAUUUGUA
Molecule: messenger RNA, 4823 nt
Organism: Solanum lycopersicum (tomato)
Lineage: Eukaryota; Viridiplantae; Streptophyta; Magnoliopsida; Solanales; Solanaceae
Product: regulator of telomere elongation helicase 1 homolog
Biological process (GO): telomeric loop disassembly; regulation of double-strand break repair via homologous recombination; negative regulation of DNA recombination
Cellular component (GO): nucleus
Molecular function (GO): hydrolase activity, acting on acid anhydrides, in phosphorus-containing anhydrides; DNA helicase activity; DNA polymerase binding
Source: RefSeq, a predicted model, not a curated record